AUGGGUGACCGGCUAGCCACCACUAAUCAGCACCCCCACUUGUUUCCCCAAUCAUGGCUUCUUUCAGAACGUAGGCGCUCUCGUUCUGCAUCCCGGGAGAGGGAGAGGAGGCGACGGGAGCGUUCGAGGUCCCGGGAGAGGGACAGGAGGAGGAGUCGUUCCCGUUCCCCACACAGGAGGCGAUCCAGGUCCCCGAGACGGCACAGAUCCAGCUCUUCUUCCCCGUCCCGGCAGAAGGAAAGGCGAGAGGAUGAAAAGAAAGAAAACAAAGACGCUAAAAGCAAAGAGCAUCAGAUCACCGAAGAAGAUAUGGAAGGCAAAACAGAGGAGGAAAUUGAGAUGAUGAAAACAAUGGGAUUUGCAUCCUUUGACACAACAAAAGGAGCAGGGCUUCCUAUAUUGGCUUCUAUUGUGGAAAAAUGGGGGAAGAAAGUGGAUGGCUCUGUAAAUGCCUACGCUAUAAACGUGUCACAGAAGAGAAAGUACAGGCAGUACAUGAACAGAAAAGGCGGAUUCAACAGACCGUUGGAUUUUAUUGCCUGAUGUCUAGUCUUGUUACCUGUGAAGAAUGACCUCUGGAGCAUGAAUGGUUAACAUUUUGUCUCGCUAUGACUUGUGUGUGUGCUGGGAUCUCAGAGACAGGAACUCAGCUUCUCACCGUAAAACGAAAUCAGCUUAUUUAUGAGAGUCCAGAAACACUUGCUUUGCCUCCUAGGAAGAGAGGGUAAAAAUGAUGCUUUCUAGAAACGUUGGGUUUGAAUAUGUUCAGGCCUGUUUUGUUCCCUGUCAGGACUUUCCUGUUAGAUGUAUUAUUUUUCAUUUCUUCUAUGAGUUUUUUUUUUUAAAUAACUAAAUAUUGUCAGUUACAAUAAAAACCAGUAUAUAUUUACUCCCACCCCAUAAUUAAAAUAUGAUGGUGUUGCUCAGGAAUAAAGCACCAGAGAGGAGGCUGUUGGAGAUAUGUCUGGGCAAUUUUUUUCCUGUCAAACAGAGGGAUAAAUCACUCUGAAGAUAAAUCUGGUUUAGGGUUUAAAACAGAAACAGGAUUAUUUUGAAAGUGUGCUCAUGGGAGAAUCUCAGGGAGCCACGCUGUCUCUAAUGUUGAAAGAGAAUUGUUUUCCUAAUUUAAGAUCUCUCCCUCCCCCCUCCUCCUUACUUUUCACUUAUCCCUUUCCUUACUAGUUAAUAAUCAAAGUUGUCCGGAACUACCGAGUAGGAUAGUAUAGCAUAGUGGCAAAGGGUUGCAGUGAGUUUACUUACUAUUUGGCUUGGGUAAACAUACCGUGUUGGAAUAGUCUUUAGUUUUCAUAUUUGUUUACAGAUUUCUUACUUAAAAUUCUUCUUGAGGCUGAUUCUUCUCUGAGCAAAGUUUGGAGGUAAAUCUGGGUUAUAUUAAAGACCCAGAGGUGAAACAUUUAACGCCUUCCGCUUUCAUUGCUUACUAUGCAUCUAGAUUAUUUUUAUAAACAACCUUUUCCAAA
Chrysemys picta bellii (western painted turtle) is the source of this 1481-nucleotide messenger RNA. NCBI's taxonomy places the organism in Eukaryota, Metazoa, Chordata, Testudines, Emydidae. The record is from RefSeq and is a predicted model, not a curated record.